CAUCACACCGCAUCUCUCAAGCAAUAAGUCCGGACUCUCCCUUUGUCGUGGUCUGUUGAGCUCAUUAGAUUGGUGCCUCCCAUCCUCCUGUUCCCUUUACUUCUCCGCAGCAUCUUUGGAAACCAGACAAUAGGAAAUAGCUAUGGAUAAAGUACAAGCUUUUGGGAAGAACUUCAGUGCAACGUUCUCUCCCUUCGCCGCUCGCACACAGCAGUUUGUCAAGGAACAGCUCGGCCAAGCUGAAGACAAGACUCAGCUUCCGGAUGACUACACUGAGCUUGAGAAGCGCGUCGAUGCCUUGAAAUCGGUGCAUCAAAAGCUCCUUCAGGUGACGUCUCAAUACUCUAACGAGGCUUACGAUUACCCUCCGAAUAUUCGGGAGUCCUUCAACGAUCUCGGCCGCACGAUCAGUGAGAAAGUCCAGCUACUCUCUCACGCCACUUCCCCCGCCGAGGCCCAGGCCGCCCUUACCGCGCCACCUUCCGCGAAGCCACAGCCUAAGACUUUCAGCCAUGCCAUCGCUCGCGCUGCUUUGGCCGGCUCGCAGAUGCUCUCCCAAGCUCAUACAGACGCUGCCGAAGAUCCUCUCGCUGUUGGCCUAGAGAAGUUUGCUCUCGCUUCGGAGAAGGUCGGGGAGGCAAGACUCACGCAAGAUGCCCAGAUUCAAAGCCGGUUCCUAGCGGGAUGGAAUACAACGCUCAACACCAAUCUAAUGUUUGCGACGAAAGCGCGUAGGAACGUGGAGAAUUCCAGGUUGAUGCUGGACUCUGUCAAGGCCAGUAAAGGUGCCUCGAGAGGAGACAUUGACAAUCUCACCGAGGAAGCACGUUCAGAAAUCGAGCAAGCGGAAGAUGAGUUUGUCGGUCAGACUGAGGAAGCCGUUGGUGUGAUGAAGAAUGUCCUCGACACUCCUGAACCAUUGCGCAACUUAGCGGAUUUGGUUGCUGCACAGUUGGAAUACCACAAGAAGGCCUAUGAAAUUCUCAGCGAGCUGGCUCCUGUGAUCGACGGUCUGCAAGUGGAGCAGGAGGCAAACUACCGUAAGAGCCGAGAGGGAGCUUAAACUCUAGAAACCAAGCUUUAUCGGUGCUUCCCUGCUUCGUUUUCGUCCUUUGCCCCGUAUUCCAUGGCCUUGAAACAGUCCACGUCGACAGCGAAUCAUUCCAGUUGACCUUUGCGCUGCUUUGGCGAAAAUUACGGGCAGUUGAUAACAACGAGUUGCUUCUGUAGAUUGUAUACUUUCUGCAAUCUUAUUCUUCGUCCUACGGUUGCAACGAUUGUAUAUUUUACGGGAUCCUGCAGUUUAGUUGCCUUCCUUUUUUUUUUUUUUAAUUCUAUAUGUAUUUCUCUAGGCUUCGGUUGUUGAUUAUUCCCAUUUGGCUAUCUUUUGUCCUGCAGAUGUGACUGGUCGAUCAUAAUAGGUCUUGUAAGGAAAUCACCAUGUGGUUGGUUUAUGUGAUCAUGGCGCGCGAG
Molecule: messenger RNA, 1473 nt
Organism: Coccidioides immitis RS
Lineage: Eukaryota; Fungi; Ascomycota; Eurotiomycetes; Onygenales; Onygenaceae
Product: BAR domain-containing protein
Exons: 6
Coding region: 143-1063 (306 amino acids)
Cellular component (GO): cytoplasm
Molecular function (GO): protein binding
Source: RefSeq, a predicted model, not a curated record